GGAUGGAUCCAGUUUGCGCUUCGUGAUUUUUGGGAAGCAAAAGUGGAUCCUGCUUGGAUUAUCCCAGCUCAUGUGAUAGAGAUGAGGAGCAAAAUCUCUGUGCUCUUCUUUAGGGAUGCGCUUUUAGAGAGGAAAGUAGAUGACGGAUUUUAAUCCGGUAGAAUAAAAAAAAUCCCCCGCAUGCGUUUAUAACCCAAAAUGGUUGCAGAAACGGCGCGUGAUUAAGAGCGGACUUUAAACUGGACUUUAAUGCUGAAUGCUAUACAGAGAGGAGAGAGGGUGAGAUCUGCACAUGGCUGCUCGGAUGGAAAAAGGACUUUGGCUGCUUUUCCUCACCACGGCGUUGUGCGCUGAGGUUGAGGAGCGAUUAAUUAAUUACCUCCUGUCUCCUGAGCGCUACAACAAGCUCAUACGACCAGCAGUCAACAAGAGCCAGCAGGUGACCAUCGCCAUCCAGGUGUCUCUAGCUCAGCUCAUCAGUGUGAAUGAAAGGGAACAGAUUAUGACCACGAACUGCUGGCUCACUCAGGUGUGGAAUGAUUACAGAUUAAUGUGGAAUCCAGACGAGUACGAAGGGGUCAUGAAAGUUCGUCUUCCUACACAGCACAUAUGGCUGCCAGACAUCGUCCUCUACAAUAAUGCAGACGGGACUUACGAGGUGUCCUUCUACUCCAAUGCCGUCGUGUCCAGUAAUGGUGAGGUUGCUUGGUUACCACCAGCCAUCUAUAAAAGCGCAUGUAAGAUCGAGGUGCGAAAUUUUCCGUUCGACCAGCAGAACUGCACACUGAAGUUCCGCUCGUGGACGUAUGACCACACCGAGAUCGAUCUGGUCCUGCUCUCCGAUUUCGCAAGCCGCGACGACUUUAAACCCAGUGGCGAGUGGGACAUCGUGUCACUUCCAGGUCGCAAGAACGAAGACCCAGACGACAUCACUUACCUGGAUAUCACUUACGACUUCAUCAUCAAGCGCAAGCCACUGUUCUACACCAUCAACCUGAUUGUUCCAUGUGUUCUAAUCACAUCUCUGGCCAUCUUGGUUUUCUACUUGCCUUCAGACUGUGGUGAGAAGAUUACUUUGUGUAUCUCAGUUCUCCUGGCCCUAACCGUUUUCCUUCUUCUCAUCUCCAAGAUCGUGCCUCCGACAUCACUGGCUGUGCCACUCAUCGGCAAGUACCUGAUGUUCACCAUGGUGCUGGUGACUUUCUCCAUCGUCACCAGCGUGUGUGUGCUAAAUGUUCAUCACCGUUCUCCUAGCACACACACCAUGCCACUGUGGGUCAAGGGCUUCUUCUUGCAUCGUUUGCCAGCAAUGUUGUUCAUGCAAAGGCCUGGCUCAUCAAACCUCCGGGAGAAAUUCCGGCACAAACACCAAAAUCGCUCGUUCUCUGAGAACUCUCUUAAAAGAGAGCAGGACGCUCUGGCAGAUUCCACACUCUUUGUGAAUGAGGACUCCAAAACCAUGAGCUGGAGGAUCAGAGAAAUGCAGGACAGCACAGAGGUCCGGAAACGGAUAUCAGUGAAGCAGUCGGCAGAUAUGGAGGAAGCCGUGGAGGGCGUGAGAUACAUCGCUGAUAAGAUAAAGAGCGAGGAUGAUGAUGAAGCGAUCAUUGAGGACUGGAAAUACGUGGCAAUGGUAAUAGACCGGCUCUUCCUCUGGAUCUUUGUGUUAGUUUGCGUUUCCGGAACUGUUGGCCUCUUUAUGCAACCGCUAGUCAAGAGCUACAACACUCCCAUGGAUGACAACACAGAGUGACACACACACACACACACACUCACACACACACACACACGAAAACCAGCUAGUUAUCACUCCCAAUUUAGAAACUGUGAAUGUGAGUUAAAUCAUUACUCUCUCUUUAACCCUGCCCUAAUGUUCACUACCUAGCACUGGACCCAGGUCAUGUGAUCCUACUGACCUCAACCAUUUGUUUAGAAACAAUAGCAAUACAGUUUCAGAGAGAGACUCACAGCAUACCGUACCUCAAUAUCCGAACCCUUAUACGGUUUCUAUGGUAACAAAAAUACCGAUUCUUAAUUUGCAUGUUCUCACAAAUACUGCAGUAAAUUUUAAAUAAAGGAUGAAUAAAUAACUAAUAAAUCAUGUUAUCUACAGGAGGCAGUUUACUGUGCUACAAAAAAAAUAAAUAAAACAUUUAAGUUGCAAAAAUAUUUUUCAAAAGUUACAUGUUCUAUCAAAAAUUGUGUUCAUAUAUUUAUUUAUUUCAUAAAACUAAGAUGGACAGUUACAUCAAGGUUAACAAAAAACCUACACACACACACACACACACACACUCUUUUGAUUUCUUGCAUCCACAUCAUGAAAGCCCAAGAUGAUCAAAUGUACGUUAAAUCAGUUUAACAAUAUUUAUUUAAAUAAUAUUCAUGUAAUUCUUUUGUAUUAAUAUCUGAAAUCUAUAUCAUUUAUACACACAUAAGAAUAAAUAUAGUCACAUAAACACAUGCAUGUAUUU
This is a messenger RNA of Hemibagrus wyckioides, 2471 nucleotides long. RefSeq names its product neuronal acetylcholine receptor subunit beta-2-like. The coding region runs from base 293 to 1753 and encodes 486 amino acids. Gene Ontology annotation, molecular function: transmembrane signaling receptor activity; acetylcholine-gated monoatomic cation-selective channel activity. Lineage: Eukaryota; Metazoa; Chordata; Actinopteri; Siluriformes; Bagridae. The record is from RefSeq and is a predicted model, not a curated record. Gene Ontology annotation, cellular component: postsynaptic membrane; neuron projection; synapse. The transcript is spliced from 6 exons. Gene Ontology annotation, biological process: chemical synaptic transmission; signal transduction; nervous system process.